AUGCUUUGCCUCUCCUCCCUUGCUCCCUUCCUGCCUCCAGCUCUCUCAACAGCCAUGAGAUCAAGAAGCAUAGUUACUAGCUUCUUGGCACUCCACUUAUUCCUAUUUCAGAAUAUCAGCUGUGUCAGUCCUCUGUACUUUGAGCUGAAUUUCACUGAAUCGAACCACAAUGGAGCGGCCACAAUCCAGUUCCAGGAGGAUGCCUUCUACAACAAGGCGAUCAGGCUUACCAAGGAAGAGAUGGAUGGCCAAAUUGCUCACAGUGUCGGCCGAGCAGUCUUCACGGAUCCGGUAACCCUCUGGGAUAGCACCACUGGUCAGUUAGCUGACUUCACAACCCGCUUCACAUUCGUGAUAAAAGCUAACGUUACCGAUGGCUCGUAUGGUGAGGGGCUUGCCUUUUUCCUCUCACCAUACCCUUCUGUUGUCCCCAAUAAUUCCACCGAUGGUAAGCUUGGCCUCUUCGGUAGCAGUGCUGAUCAGAGUGGGACAUCCAACCAGAUCGUGGCCGUCGAGUUUGACAGCCACAAGAACGCAUGGGAUCCAGACGACAACCAUGUAGGUAUCGACAUCAAUUCCAUCAUAUCUGCAGCCAAUGUAACAUGGAAAAGUAGCAUCAAGGAUGGUAAGAUAGCAAAUGCAUGGGUAACUUACCAGGCCAGCUCCAAGAACCUGAGUGUCUUCUUGACGUACAAGGACAACCCACAAUUCAGUGGCAACUCCACCCUAUCUUAUUCAGUUGAUCUCAGAGAAUAUCUCCCAGACAAAGUGGCGAUUGGCUUCUCAGCUGCCACUGGUAAAUUGGUAGAGACUCAUCGGAUACUUUACUGGGAAUUCAAUUCUACUGAUGUGCAGCUGAGGAGUAAGAAGAUGAAAAGUGCAUUAGUCAUAAGCCUGGCUACUAGCAUAAGUGGCAUAGUCUGUUUUAUGGGAUUGGUUUGGUGCUUCCUGAGGUUUAGAAAGACUAGGAGGUUAAGAAAGGAGGAAGAAGAGAAGCUAGAAUAUGAUGAGUCCAUUGACGGUGAAUUUGAGAAAGGGAGGGGUCCAAGAAGAUUUCAGUACAAUGAACUUGUGGCUGCUACAAAGAAUUUUGCAUUGGAGAGAAAGCUCGGAGAAGGAGGAUUUGGAGCAGUUUACCAGGGUUUCUUGAAGGACCAAAACCUCAACAUUGCCAUUAAGCGAGUUGCCAAAGGAUCAACACAGGGGAAGAAGGAGUACAUCUCUGAGGUAAAGAUCAUCAGCAGGCUGAGGCAUAGGAACCUUGUGCAACUUGUGGGCUGGUGUCAUGAGCAUGGAGAGUUCUUGCUUGUGUACGAGUUCAUGCCGAACAGGAGCUUGGACACGCACCUCUAUGACAAUAGUAACAUCCUAACAUGGCCGUUGCGGUUCAAGAUCACCAUCAGCGUUGCAUCUGCCCUCCUGUACCUUCACGAGGAGUGGGAGCAAUGUGUUGUGCACCGCGAUGUCAAGCCAAGCAAUGUGAUGCUUGAUUCUUCAUUCAACGCUAAGCUUGGGGACUUUGGGCUGGCACGUCUUGUUGAUCAUGACCGGGGCUCACAAACUACAGUGAUAGCUGGCACAAUGGGUUACUUGGCUCCAGAGUGCGUCACCACUGGCAAAGCAAGCAAAGAAUCUGAUGUAUACAGCUUUGGCAUUCUUGCAUUGGAGGUUGCCUGCGGAAGGAGGCCUGUUGUACUAAAGGAAGAUGAUGAGAAGAUCAAGCUGGUUCAAUGGGUGUGGGAUCUCUAUGGAAGAAAUGAGAUACUUAAUGCAGUUGAUGGAAGGCUUGAUGGUGCAUUGGAUGAGCGUGAAGCUGUGUGCUUGAUGGUUGUGGGGCUCUGGUGUGCACACCCAGACUAUAAUUUCCGACCUUCAAUCCGCCAGGUCAUAAGUGUAUUGAAGUUUGAGGCACCAUUGCCAAGCCUUCCACCAAAGAUGCCUGUGGCAAUGUACUUUGCACCACCAAUCCAUCUUUGCAAAUUUUCAUACACCUCAUCUGAUGGAACACUGAAGGAGCUGGAGGGGUCCAACAUUUAUGGGAAGACAACAAGCUCGUCCAGUGACACCAAUGCUUCUAGUUCACCUCCCUCUAUUCAUUUACCACAGAUCGGUUACUAGGUCUGUCAGCUUCCUUUUUAUAUGCUAAAUGUGUUUACUACCGGUGGUAUUCAAAAGACACCUUAAGUUAGAGCCAAAAUACCUUUUUUGAGUUCAUCUGCAUGUUGUAAACAGUAUUGAUUCGACUGCUUGUGUAUAGACUGGCUACCUGUAGGAGGUAAGUAUAUUGUGUAUUGAAAUGCUCUUGGUAAAGACUAUUUUUAUAUACAUACAUUCUCCUAGGUGAAGCUCUGAUAUUCAUCACAUAAAUUCUCCUAGGUGAAGCUCUGACAUUCAUCUAACACCUAGACUUCCGUGCUGGUAGUUCUUAUAUUGUUCAUCAAUGAGUCAACUGCUUUUAUUUCGAAUAUUUCAUCAAUUGCGCUUGUCAAUGCAUACUGAGAUCAUGUUUUCCCUUUUUCUCUUUCCCCCCCUUUUUUCUGGGUAUGGGUAAGCUCUACUGUUGUCCUAUAUCAGGUGAAGGCCAGCUCUGGCAUGCCUACUGCCUACUGAUAAAUGAACACGCACUAUACCUGUAUCUUUUCUACUUAUCAUUGGUUUCUAAGAUAUCCUUUCCAGAUUUGCCCUGCAUGCAAGUGUUUGACAUCUUCCCUCUUUAAAAGCCAUACAGCAUAAUUUAAGGUAUAAUGCAUCAGUGACAUUGAGUAAUAAGAUGCAGGGUUCGAUGUAACACGCAAAUGGACCUUUCAUAUGAGAGGACUCAAAUUCAUCAGAGUAUCCCCUAGAGAAAAUAAGAUUUAGGCUAGAGUUGUAGUUUUGCUUCAAGAUGCAUGCACAAAGAAAAAUAGUGCAAGAGAAGUCCUCCAAGAAGAACGAGAUUAGCAUGCCAUGCGGACAAAGCGUUACAAAGUUGACAACCUUCUAUGGCAAUUUAACAAAUGGAUAAAUUUGUACUACUUGAGUUAACAGAGAAGCAAACAUUUGUUUAUAACGAUGAGGGAUAGAAGUUGUGUUGAAAAGUUCAUAGUUCUACUUUAAGUCAAUGGUGAAGGUGAAGCAAGCAUUUGUAUAUAAAGCACAACGACCUAGAAGCAGGUUGGAAAGUUAAAAAAAGUAGAUUACAUCACCCAAACAAUACUGUGGACACAAUUCUACUCACACAACAGAAAGAAAUAACUAUUAGCUGAAUAAACCAUUAAGAUUAAAAUUCAAUGUUAACUAAGGUCACCAAUUUUUGGACAUGAUGAGGCACAAUGUGAUUUAUCUGUCCACCUGAGGUCCAUCAUCAUUUGAAAUAUAACAUGAAAACACACUAGCAUUGCCACCAACUUCAUCAUGUCUCAACUGGAAAAUCCAAAAGGUCCCUUGCAAAGCACAUGAGCCAACUACCUCGUAGUUCAAAUCAUGAUUUAUCAUACUAGAUUCAGAUUCUUUAAACUUCAUCUAGUUCGAAACUGCAAUGUGAAACUUAAAUUGCACUCAUCAAACCAGGCAUAAAG
Molecule: messenger RNA, 3557 nt
Organism: Panicum hallii
Lineage: Eukaryota; Viridiplantae; Streptophyta; Magnoliopsida; Poales; Poaceae
Product: L-type lectin-domain containing receptor kinase IX.1-like
Exons: 1
Coding region: 1-2118 (705 amino acids)
Biological process (GO): protein phosphorylation
Cellular component (GO): plasma membrane
Molecular function (GO): ATP binding; protein kinase activity; carbohydrate binding
Source: RefSeq, a predicted model, not a curated record